This is a messenger RNA of Pygoscelis adeliae (Adelie penguin), 930 nucleotides long. Its product is annotated as cholesterol side-chain cleavage enzyme, mitochondrial. Lineage: Eukaryota; Metazoa; Chordata; Aves; Sphenisciformes; Spheniscidae. Bases 1 to 930 code for a protein of 309 amino acids. Gene Ontology annotation, cellular component: mitochondrial inner membrane. Gene Ontology annotation, molecular function: iron ion binding; monooxygenase activity; oxidoreductase activity, acting on paired donors, with incorporation or reduction of molecular oxygen. The record is from RefSeq and is a predicted model, not a curated record. Gene Ontology annotation, biological process: cholesterol metabolic process; C21-steroid hormone biosynthetic process; glucocorticoid biosynthetic process. The transcript has 7 exons.
AUGGGGCUGCUGAGCAAAUACAUGCGCCGAGAUGUAUUGUGGACUUCAGGGGAAAAGAGCGGCCGGGAGAGCUGGACGGCCGACUUCACCCACGAGCUCUUCCGCUUCGCCCUGGAGUGUGAGUGUCAGNNGCUGUCCGGGGAGCGGCUGGGGCUGCUGCAGGACUUCGUGGACCCCGAGGCGCAGCGCUUCAUCGACGCCGUGACCCUGAUGUUCCACACCACCUCGCCCAUGCUCUACCUGCCGCCCGCCCUCCUCCGCCACCUCAAGGCCAAGACGUGGCGGGACCAUGUCCAGGCCUGGGAUGCCAUCUUCACCCAGGCGGACAAAUGCAUACAAAACGUCUACCGGGACCUGCGGCUGCAACGCAAGAGCACCAAGGAGUACAUGGGCAUCCUCUGCAGCCUCAUCAUGCAGGACAAGCUGCCCUUGGAUGACAUCAAGGCCAGUGUCACCGAGAUGAUGGCAGGCGGGGUGGACACGGUAGCACGUGGGCGGGCCAGGCUGUCCCCAAAAUCAGGUCCGUGGGACCUGUCCUCCCCCCCCAGGCUGCACCCCGUGGCGGUGACCCUGCAGAGGUACACCAUGCAAGAGGUCAUCCUCCAGGACUACCGCAUCCCUCCCAAGACGUUGGUGCAGGUCGGUCUCUACGCCAUGGGCCGGGAUGCCAAGGUCUUCCCCAAGCCGGAGCAGUUCAGCCCCCAGCCCGGUCCCAAGCACUUCAAGGGGCUGGGUUUUGGUUUUGGACCCCGCCAGUGCCUGGGGCGCCGGAUCGCCGAGCUGGAGAUGCAGCUCUUCCUCAUGCACAUCCUGGAGAACUUCAAGAUCGAAACCAUGAGAGCGGUGGAAGUCGGGACCAAGUUCGAUCUCAUCCUGAUCCCGGAUAAACCCAUCUACCUGACCUUACGGCCACUCGAGUCCCGGGCGUGA